Messenger RNA from Solanum lycopersicum (tomato), 2540 nucleotides. RefSeq lists its product as uncharacterized. NCBI's taxonomy places the organism in Eukaryota, Viridiplantae, Streptophyta, Magnoliopsida, Solanales, Solanaceae. The record is from RefSeq and is a predicted model, not a curated record.
AUUAGGAAUGAGUAUAUCUGACACAAAGUGAGAGUGGCCUCCAUGGUGGAUAAGUUGAAGGAAGGGAGACCGAAUGGUUUGGACGUGUAAGGAGGAGAUGUGUUGAUGCCCUAGUGAGAAGGUGCAAGAGAUUGGAUAUAGUGGGGUCGAAGAGAGAUAGAGGUAAGUGAAGAAGUAUUAGAUCAACUUAUCAAUGACAUAAUCUUACAUAUGAGGGUAUGGAGAUUGCGGAUAAGGGUAGGAGGUUAGUAGGUAAUUAAGAGUUGUCCUAUUAGUAGCUUAUGUAUGCAUUUGGUUUGGGGUGGUAUAGAUCAUUUAGUCGGUUUUAGUAUUAGUCUAUUCAGGUAGUCUAUAGAUUUUGAUAUUCGUUAUCAUCUUAGGUUUACUGUAUUUGGUGUGGUUCCUUGCAUAUAGUUGUUACUACGGUGCUAUUAGUUGUCAUGCUUCUCCGCCUGUUUUUUCAUUUUAUUACUGUUUUGAUAUUCUUGAGUCGAGGGUCUUCCGAACACAACCUCUCUACCUCUAAGAGGUAGUACUAAGGACUACGUAGACUCUACCCUCUCCGGACCUCACUUUUGGGAUUCACUAGCUAUGUUGCUAUUGUUAGCUCGACAAAAGUACAAGUAAAAUUUAGGUAAUAAGAACUACUACUAUAUCUAACAAAAAAAAUAAAUUAAUAGAAAUAUAAGGAUAAUACUUACUCACACUCGAUGCUUCGCCACCUUGUGGCCUUCCUUCCCGGAAGCCUUUUACCCAUAGCCUCUAGCAAGAGAUAUUUUCUCCUCACAAAAAUAAAUAAAUAGAAAAAUACUAAACAAAAAUAAAAAAUUGAUGUCUAAACUUCCGUCUUUCUUGCACCAAAUAAUACUAACUACCUUUUUUCGUUGCAAUUUUUCUCCAAAAUUCCCAGUCCACAGCCAAUUAAUUUUCUUUCAGACUUCCAGGUUUGCAAUUCUCAAUUUUAAUAUUGUUAUUGGCAACCACAUUUCAAGCUAGGCAUUAACAUGCCUGCAAAUGGAAUAUAAUAAAAUCGUAAAACUAUACGAUUCGUCAGAAAAGGGCAUAAUAGGUACAUUUUUUUCUAUGUUGAUGUAAUUGAAAGUAAACAUGCAUAUAUUGUUCCCAAUUCCUGUGGAGAUCUGAUAAAAGGGUACGAUUAUUCGACAUUGGAUGGAUGUAUGAAAAUUAAAUUUUAUCCCAUGAGUUCCAUCACCUUUAAAGUUUGUGUCUGUUCAGUUGAUGAAUUGAGGUGAAACAUGUCUCAUCAUGUUACAAAUAGGUCACAAUCAUCAUCUUCUCAACCGCCUGUCGUCCAAAAACUAACGGAUGAUCCUGUAAACCCCAAGAAUGCUCAAAGUAGCGUUACGUGUGUUUAUCAGUCACAUAUCGGGGGCUAUUGGCGUAAUGUGACUGUUAUAUGGAGCAAGAAUCUAAUGAAUCAUUCUGUGACCUUAACGGUUGAUAGUGUUGAAAGUGAUUAUCAUCAAACAUGUAAGAUUGAUCUUAAACCUUGGCAUUUUUGGGCUAAAAAAGGAUACAAGACAUUUGAGGUUGAUGGUAAUCAAUUGGAGGCUUAUUGGGAUCUAAGGUCAGCAAAAUUUUCAGGAAGUCCUGAACCAUGUUCUGAUUUUUACGUUGCUUUAGUUUCGGAGGAAGAGGUUGUGUUGUUGUUAGGUGAUUACAAGAAAAAAGCCUACAAGAAAACUAAAUCAAGGCCAGCAUUGGUGGAUGCCCUGUUGUUUUACAAAAAAGAACAUGUUUUUGGUAAGAAGAGUUUUUCAACAAGAGCUAAAUUUGAUCAAAGGAAACAAGAAAGUGAUAUUGUGGUAGAGAGCUCAACGACAGGACCUAGAGAUCCCGAAAUGUGGAUAAGCAUAGAUGGGAUUGUUUUGAUUCACAUAAAAAACUUGCAAUGGAAAUUCAGGGGAAAUGAAACCGUAUUAGUGAACAAACAACCCGUGCAAGUCUUUUGGGACGUGCACGCUUGGUUGUUCUGUUCACCAGGGUCAGGUCAUGGCCUAUUCAUUUUCAAGCCGGGGGCAUCUGAGGAUGAUAGUGACAAGGAAGGGAGUAGCGUGGGUGGUGGUAGCGAUUGCAGUGACCAAAGCAAGUAUUAUUCAACGUUAAGCUACUCUAAAUCAUCGCCAUUUUGUCUCUUCUUAUAUGCAUGGAAAAUUGAGUGAGGACUAAGCAAACCAAUGAAUAUUGAAAAUUUAAACAGCAUGAGCUUCCUGUUUACAAAGAAACUGUAACUGGAUAAGCAAAUGUCUUGUAGAGAUCAGCAGAGUAAGUUAAAUUUCUUGGUGUUUUCACUCCAAAUGAAUUCGUGUAAAUUUUGUGAAAAUAUUAUUCGAUACAAAACUAUGCUUUUUUCACCUAGGCGGGCGGAUGCAGUGUGUGUGCACGGGGCAGUUACACUCUCAUAUAUAUAUUUGUAUAGUCGGACAGUAUACAAAAUUCAAUUAUAUGUAUGUUUUGCAUGCACCAUUUGUGAUUGAGAAUUUCGUAUUCACUGAAUUAAAAUCUUAACUACUCUGCUU